This is a messenger RNA of Brachypodium distachyon (stiff brome), 1810 nucleotides long. RefSeq names its product mitogen-activated protein kinase kinase kinase 18. The record is from RefSeq and is a predicted model, not a curated record. Bases 329 to 1795 code for a protein of 488 amino acids. The transcript has a single exon. Gene Ontology annotation, biological process: protein phosphorylation. Lineage: Eukaryota; Viridiplantae; Streptophyta; Magnoliopsida; Poales; Poaceae. Gene Ontology annotation, molecular function: ATP binding; protein kinase activity.
UCCCAUUCCAACCACACACACGGUCACACACGCAGCCUCCAAUUGCCGCGCGUGCCUACAACGCACCCCCCACGCUUUGUGCCAUGCCAAGUUGAGCAUUGACACACACCAAACACCUUCCCCGAUCGGCUCCCUAAUCUAAUCCCCACCCAAUUAACUCCAAGUCGUCUUUCUCUUUCCUUCUUCUUCCCCCUCCUAACCUCCUUGGGAUGCUGUAUAUAUAAACGCGCACAACCACAGGCCACACAAAGCCAACUCAGACCAAACAAAAGGAAACAAAAAGAGCAGCAGCAGCAGCCACAGACAAGAGAAAAGAAAAGGAGAAUUAAUGGCGAUCGCCGUGAGUGGGCACUGGACGCGGCUGCGGACGCUCGGCUGCGGCGCGUCCGGCGCCGUAGUGUCGCUGGCGACUGACGCCGCGUCGGGCGAGCUGUUCGCCGUCAAAUCCGUGCGGGGCGCGGCGGACGCGGAUCUGCUGAGCCGGGAGCAAGGGAUACUGUCCGGCCUUUCCUCGCCACACAUCGUGCGGUGCAUCGGUGGCCUUGGCGAAGACCGCGACGGGUCCUACCAUCUCUUCCUGGAGUUCGCCCCUGGCGGGUCGCUCGCCGACGAGGUCGCGAGGAAUGGGGGAUUCCUCGAGGAGCACGCCAUCCGGGCGUACGCGGCGGACGUCCUGCGCGGGCUGGCGUACAUCCACGGGGAGUCGCUCGUGCACGGGGACGUCAAGGCGAGGAACGUCGUGAUCGGCGUCGACGGCCGCGCAAAGAUCGCCGAUUUCGGGUGCGCGAGAGCGCUGGAUUCGACGAGGCCGAUCGGAGGCACGCCCGCGUUCAUGGCACCCGAGGUGGCCCGCGGCGAGGAGCAGGGCCCGGCUGCCGAUGUGUGGGCUCUCGGCUGCACGAUCAUCGAGAUGGCCACCGGGCGCGCCCCGUGGAGCGACAUGGACGACGUCCUUGCCGCCGUCCACCGGAUCGGUUACACGGACGCCGUGCCAGAGGUGCCGAUGUGGAUGUCGGCGGAGGCCAAGAAUUUCCUUGCCAUGUGCUUCGCGAGAAACGCCCGCGACCGGUGCACGGCGGAGCAGCUCUUGGAGCAUCCGUUCGUGGCAGUGCAGGCGGGAGAAGCGAAGGCGGCCAGGUGGGUGUCUCCCAAGAGCACACUGGACGCCGCAUUCUGGGAAUCGGAGACCGACGGGGAGGAGGAAGAGGAUGAGAUUUCUUCACAGAGCUCGUCCGAGAGGAUCAAGUCAUUGUCCUGCCCCGUCUCGGCCUUGCCGGACUGGGACUCCGACGAAGGUUGGAUCGAUGUGCUCGGCGACCAGCAUGACGAGGCUUGUGAUUCGCCAGCGACCAAGGAGGAGGCAGAUGUGGCGUGCAGAACGCCAAGCAAAGUGUCAGGAUCGGCGACGGUGCCAGCUGAAGACAUGGUUGUCGUUGGCAGCUUUUCAAGCGAUGAACUGGAAGCAGAGGAUGAUCCUUUCGAUGACGGUAUCCUAGCCGUUCAUCCUGCAAUUGUUCGUCAGGAUGAAGCCUGUUCUAGUUCAGGCCGAGAUGUACUUUCAUUUCAGAUACCCUGUAACAGAAUAAAUGCAAUAAAAAAAGUUCGUUUUCCACAAUUUUUACUGUGCCGUCCUGAUAAAGUCUCCUCUGUUCAUACCCUGCGAUGGUCGCAUUCUGGUAACUUCGUACUCCGUACUGAGUUUAUAUCCGUGUCCGGAGAAAAGGGCAUGUCAGUUUCACACACAAAAGAUCCUACCACUACUAUUACUGCUGCUGUUAUUUACUGCAGCAAGUAAUCACGCCGUAAUGAA